Molecule: messenger RNA, 1251 nt
Organism: Kuraishia capsulata CBS 1993
Lineage: Eukaryota; Fungi; Ascomycota; Pichiomycetes; Pichiales; Pichiaceae
Exons: 1
Coding region: 1-1251 (416 amino acids)
Source: RefSeq, a predicted model, not a curated record
AUGGCAUCAGCACUCCUUCGUAAGCUCUAUGAAAGGCCUCGCUUUAGCGCCAAUGAGUGGUGGGAGGCGCGGCCCAAACUGAAAAUUGAAAAGGGACCAUUCGACAGGGCGUUGUUAGUCUUGGGUCUGGCGAUUUGCCUGAACGUGAUCUGCGCCCAAAACUUCUUCUACCAAACUACGUUUGUGAACGAUCUACCCUUGUUUAGCCUCUCGAGUGCCCUGAACAGAGAACAGUUUCAUCCCAGUGGCGCAUUCCCAUAUGGCGGCAAGACUGUCCCCUUCAACACCUCAAACGUCUUCACUGUCCUCAGACAAAUCUUCGAAGAAGAAAAGGCGUCGUUUCAAGGUGAGCGAGAUCCAAUGGUUUCACUCAUCAAGCCAUCGUUCAUGAUUGACUACAGGCAAAUCUCCUUGAAGCUCACUCCCAUGAGAUAUCUCAUAGACAACAGCAGCUUCUCUUACCCCGGCACCGGUCUGGUCAACAUUGAAUUCAAGCAUUCGUUCACAACGCGGCCUCAGGAUUUCAGUCAUAUGGGCCCGCCAAAUUGCAAUAUUGCCUAUGAUAUGCUGUGGUCUGGUCCUAUGAACUUUAUCGACCAUACUUUGCCGUCUAUCUUGUUCAUCAAAGAGAAGGUGGAGCCUCUGUACAUGCACACAUCCCAGGUUGCACCAAUGACCAAAGCUGCUGUGUACUCGAGCAUUAUGAAAUAUCUCUCAUCUUUCUCCGUCCUGUUCUCCCCGUUGUGUGAGCUACAUUUGGCAAUGUUCGCCCUAUGGUUCCAACUUGUUGGAAACAGGGUAUUCCGAAACGUGAUGAUGAAUUGGGUCAACCUUGUGAUUGCGAUUUCAAACUUUUCAGCAUUGAUCUUACUUUCAGCCUGCAGUCUGAUUCUGUCCAUGAUGAUUCUGGGCACUCAGACAAACAACUUUGCUAUGUUCAAUUGCUGUAUGAACUUUUUGCAGUUGGGCAUGAUCGCAGCCUUGGCACACUAUACGAAACGGUACGUCUGGGAGACAUAUCACAUGUUCAAAGAGAAAGAAUUGGCUGUUUCCAAUGCUGAAAGUGACAACUCUGCCUUGGACUCCGUAGAUCCCAUUGAGAUCUUGAAACAGGUAAUCCAAUCGUCUCAGGAUGGAUCUGCUGCCUCAUACAGCAUGGGUGCUGAUGCUUUGACUCCGACUACGGAUGCACCAAUGCAUGUGGACGACUUAUCAGACACCAUGGGAAGCAUGAAGGAGAUUCAUAGGUGA